AUUACUGUUUUGAUCCUGUUUAAUUCGCGCGCUGACAACGCGUGAAGAUCACGAAGAGUAUUUUUUUCGACUCUGUUUUAUGCAUUCGACGUUAAAUAGUUUUUUUGUACGAUGACGACCGUGUUCCAAUUUAUCGCAGAUUUUCUGCACUUGUUUUCUGUGUUGCACCUUUUAACCAACCUAAUUAGACGGAAAUCGUGUGGGGGCAUCUCAGGAAAAACGCAAGUACUUUUCGCCCUAGUGUACUCCGCUAGAUACUUAGAUGUAUGGACGAAUUACAUCACAAUUUAUAACAGCGCUUUCAAGAUAACCUACAUCAUUUUGCACUCCGUCAUCGUGGUAUUAAUAUUCGUCAUCUUCAGGAAGUCCUACAGAAAGACCGAAGACACAUUUUUUACGGAAUUGCUGCUGAUCCCAUGUUUCCUGUUAUCACUGCAAUUCAACUAUGACAUGACGUUUACAGAGGUUAUGUGGUCGUUCAGCAUAUUCCUGGAGGCAGUAGCUAUUCUACCCCAAGUCUACAUGAUCUGCAGGCAGAGGGAAGUGGAGAAGAGCUUACUGUACUACAUGGUACCCCUUGGACUCUACAGGCUCUUCUAUAUCUUCCACUGGAUCUACCGUUACUGUACCGAUGGUUAUUUUGAAAUGAUCUCGAAUACUGCGGGGGCCAUGUACGUUUUUGUAUACAUCUGUGCCCUCAUAGGGUUCUUUUUGUGGAAAAUCAAAAUUGACAACGACUGUAACAACGUUUUAAGCAUGAAGAUGUUCUCCGCAAGAGGGAGAGUAUGUGAUAAUGAAACAAAGAUUGACACAAAAAAGCUCCGCAAUGAACAACUGCUAGUUGAAAAGGUUUAGAGAUACUCUAGUACAAUGGGUUCAUUUAGCAUAUUUUUUAAAUUCAUUUUCAGAAAGAAAAUCGUAGUUAGUUAAUGUGCAAAACAGAUUUUUUUUCAACAAUUUCUACCUCAAAAUAAUGAAUGAUUUUUCGAAACGUUAACUAGGUACAAAUAAACAAUUUGAGUCGGCGGGUCGAACUAAUCGAGUGGUGUGACGUCACAAGUGUUCUGUGAAUAGCUUCAAACGUUUUACAAAUUAGAAAUUAUUAAUAAGUAAUGUAAAUAUCGAAUUAUUUAUAAAUAAAUUAUUUUUGACAUUUGUUUUUAA
This is a messenger RNA of Anoplophora glabripennis (Asian longhorned beetle), 1164 nucleotides long. RefSeq names its product ER lumen protein-retaining receptor-like. Gene Ontology annotation, cellular component: cis-Golgi network; membrane; endoplasmic reticulum. Gene Ontology annotation, biological process: endoplasmic reticulum to Golgi vesicle-mediated transport; protein retention in ER lumen. Bases 112 to 855 code for a protein of 247 amino acids. NCBI's taxonomy places the organism in Eukaryota, Metazoa, Arthropoda, Insecta, Coleoptera, Cerambycidae. Gene Ontology annotation, molecular function: ER lumen protein retrieval receptor activity. The record is from RefSeq and is a predicted model, not a curated record. The transcript has 3 exons.